Messenger RNA from Phialemonium atrogriseum, 1442 nucleotides. Its product is annotated as Six-hairpin glycosidase-like protein. The coding region runs from base 122 to 1324 and encodes 400 amino acids. The transcript has a single exon. Lineage: Eukaryota; Fungi; Ascomycota; Sordariomycetes; Cephalothecales; Cephalothecaceae. The record is from RefSeq and is a predicted model, not a curated record. Gene Ontology annotation, biological process: carbohydrate metabolic process.
ACGUCAUCUGCUAGUUUCCGCGCUUUUGGGCCUUGGUGUUCAAUAACUCAGUCCCACGAAACAGCCCUUCUCUUGUCAAUGUGACUCUACGGCUGCUCGUGCACAUUUGCUAUCAUACACCAUGAGAAUCGUUCUACUUGUGGUAUCGGUUCUCGCAGUCUCCGGUGAUUCGGGAGUUAGUAACAACCAGCCAUAUUCGACGCGGAUGAUCCGGAGCAUAAUCGGCCGAAACCAAGGCAUCGUCUCAUCCGGAGCAUCAACAAGCACUCUAGAGUCCGGCAUUCUCGCCCUCUCACUCGAGGCAUGGCUGAAGCAGUACCCGACGGCAGAGUUCGCACCGCAAGUCUCGGACUACCUAAAUCAGGUUCUCCAGAUCAUAAUACCCUCCUUCGCCAACGCAAGCUCCUCCGCUAGCCUGCCCCUCGACCGCCUCACGGUCGGCCAGGCCCUGCACAGCCUCGAGCCGCGCCUCACCGAGGCCGAGUCGGCGAGCCUCGCGACGCUGAACUCGUCGCUCACCAUCCAGCGGCGCAACCCGUACGGCGGGUUCUGGUACUACGUCUACCCAGAAUGGUCGUAUCUCGACGGCGCCGUCUCGUUCCUGCCCUUCAUGGCCGCCGAGCCCGGAUGGAACGCGGUGGACAUGCUCAACCAGAUCGAGCUCCUGCACGAGCACUGCCGGGACACGGACGGGUCCGGCCUGCUCGUGCACGGGUACGACGCGUCGCGGACCGCGGUUUGGGCUGACCCUGUGACGGGCGGGAGCCCGUUUGUGUGGGGGCGGUCGCUGGGGUGGUACCUGGCCGGGCUGGUGAAUGCGUGGGAGGCGCUCCCGGCAGAGGAAUGCAACGACGGCGACGGCGAUAAAGAGGACGACGACGCUCUACUCCUCCUCCGGGCCUCCAUCCAGAACCAGACGAAGGCCCUGUUUGCUGCGCUGGUUCCCUUCGCGGACAAGGACACCGGAGCAUGGUGGCAGCUUCCGACGUUCCCGGGCCGCGAGGGCAACUUCCUGGAGAGCUCGUCGACGGCGCUCUUCGUCUUCUCCUUGCUGAAGGGCGCGCGCAUGGGCGUCGUCCCGGGGGGCAGGGGCAAGGGCGGCGCGGUGGCGUUGGCGGCGCUGCGGGCGUACAACUACACGCUGGACAGCUUUGUCGUGCGCUACGGCGACGGCACGCUGGGCUUCAAUGGCACCGUGGCUGUUUGCAGCCUCAACUCGACGGCGACGUACGAGUACUACACCUCGCGGCCCAUUGUGCCCGACAGUUUGCUGGGCGAGGCGGCGUUUGUGCUGGCAAGCUUGGAGGUGGAGCGAUUGGAAUGACAGAUGUGGUGGGGAGCGCGGACUAGGCUCGGGGUAGUAAUUAAUGAUCCAGGGCAUUUACAAAAUAAUCUAUUGGUAAUUAAUAAUGUUUAUAGUAUCUGGAUUUGGAAUAACAAAU